CCUCUCAGUCGUGGAGUUCCAGUCGUACGGUCUGUAUGGAGCUCUCUCCGCGUAAAAGAAUUUUCAAAAAAUUGAGAAAAAAGCCUUAGAAAAAUAUCCUUAAAUCAUUUUCGAAUAAAGUUUAAAAAUUUUUGAUGGUAGUGAAUUUUUUUGGAAAUCUUCAAAUAAAAUAUAUCAAAAGGUUCUAAGUUAAAAAAAGAUAAAUCCUCUGUACCUGCCUAAGGAUUUCGAUAUAAAGGCAGUCAAAGAAAAAAAAAUAUAUAUUUCCCCAUCUGUACGGUUCCCCCCAUCAUCAUAUCGUUGCGGUGUGUGUAUAGACAUCCUUUUGCUCCUCGCUGCUGGUGGCUGCUGGUGUAGUCUCGUGUCCUUUAUUUUAUUUGUUGUUGUGCUCCUGGUACUGGUGGCUGCUGUUUUUCUGAUGGUGUACUAGAGUACGUACUGCUCUCAAUCUCGCUCACCAGUGUGCUUUUAUACGUGUGUUCCUUAUCUAGGGCUUUCAAAACGAAACCACUCUCAUUCCCAAAAUCCACGUCCACCUCCUGAAACCCCACAACCCACAACGAAACCAAAAUCCACCGACCACCGCCCUCUCUAUCAACGCCGCCGCCGCUCCGAGCCGCCACCCGUUGUCGCUGUCGUCGUUGUCGUUGUCGCUGUCGACUCCGCGCCGCCUCUCGCAACCCUAGCAAUUCACAUAACACCGACCGACGACAACGAGUGUACGUACAAGGAUAUUGCGUAAAAGAAUUCCCGUCCUUGUUGUCCUUCGGGAAGGAUAUGAAACGGAAUAAACACUACGCGUGUUGUAAAUAAAAGCAAAAAGAAAAAGUUAAAAUAAAAAGAAAAUAGAAAUAUUCAUAAUUCAAACACGAUGAUGAUGAUUGUGGUGAUGUCCUUUUUGUGAUUUCGUCGAUUUUUUCUUGCUUCUUUGUUUUUGAUUCGAGUGUCCUUUUUUUUUGUUUUUGAAGUGAGUGUGUUUACAUUGGAUUGAUUUCCAUUUCAUCAUUCUUGCAACUUUAUAUUAUGCCGACAAGAGUUCUCCCUUAAAAAAAAAGAAAUGUAUUCAUAUAAUCCUAUUAUCCUAAGAUGAUAUAUAUUUUUGGUAUCCUUUUUUGUGCGGAAGAUUUAAAUAAUAAAAUCCCUUAUCCUUCAAAAUUUUUGAAACAUACCUAUCUCAGUGACAACAAGGUGGAUUAUAAUUAAAUUUCAAGGAGUUUUAUUCUGAUUAGGUGUAUCACUUCACCGUCUCCGUUCUCAAAUCUCCGGCUUUCAGUCUCCGGUAUCGGUCUUGCUAUUGGUCCUGAAUGGUGAUGUCCUUUUUGUCGUUGUCGUUUUCGGUUGUGCGUGUUUGAAUUUUCUAUGAAUUUAAUUUUGUUCGUUUCGGACAAGCAAACAUCCUUUUUCUAGAAAUCCUGCUUCACAUCAUCUUUGACGUCUUCGGUUCGUGAUAAGAGUCGUUCCAUCAAAUCUCAGAAUAUACCUACCUACAUUUUUAUCCUUUGUGCGUGUGAGUUUAAUUAUAUCUACGUAUAUAAAAAAAAAAGAAAAAGUGAAGUGUGUGACAGGAUCCUCUCUCUUGAUGUCUGUCAGUUAUAAUAAAGUGUUGUUAUCAAUAGAAAAACAAAUCAAGUUUUUCAUUUGUUGUUGAAAAUAUAGUGUUUGAGUGAGUGAAAAAAAAAGAUAUCUCAAGAAAUAUCCUUCAAAAAGGAUACGGAUACCUACCUCGCUAUACACGUGUUGGUGUUAAUAGCGCUUAGUGAACUUAAUUAAACGCUUCAGGAUACGUAUCUACGGAAAUAGAAAAGAUAUGACAUGUGGCGGUGUUGUGACAUUUUGGAUAUUCUUACUAUUUUCAUUAAUUUUAUUAAAUGUUAAUCACACAAAUGGCGGCCGGCCAGAUGAAUUACAUAUUGGUGGAAUAUUUCCGAUAGCCGGCAAAGGAGGAUGGCAAGGCGGUCAGGCGUGUAUGCCAGCUGCAAAGCUGGCAUUGGAUGAUGUUAAUAAAGAAAAGAAUCUACUUCCCGGGUUUAAGUUGAUUCUACAUAGUAAUGAUAGUGAGUGUGAACCCGGAUUAGGAGCUAGCGUCAUGUACAAUCUACUAUAUAAUAGGCCACAAAAAUUAAUGCUUUUAGCCGGAUGCAGUACGGUCUGCACAACAGUAGCUGAAGCAGCAAAAAUGUGGAAUUUAAUCGUGCUGUGUUAUGGUGCAUCGAGUCCAGCACUAUCGGAUCGCAGUCGAUUUCCGACCCUUUUUCGCACUCAUCCCUCCGCAACAGUACACAAUCCAACAAGGAUUAAACUUAUGAAAAAGUUUGGAUGGUCACGGGUUGCCAUUCUACAGCAAGCCGAAGAGGUUUUCAUAUCGACCGUUGAAGACCUCGAAAAUCGAUGCAUGGAGGCGGGCGUCGAAAUCGUCACUAGACAAUCAUUUCUAUCCGAUCCAACAGACGCCGUUCGAAAUUUAAGGCGUCAGGAUGCUAGAAUAAUCGUAGGACUUUUUUACGUAGUUGCAGCUCGCCGUGUCCUAUGCGAGAUGUUUAAACAGCACCUAUAUGGCAAGGCGCACGUGUGGUUUUUUAUUGGUUGGUACGAAGAUAAUUGGUUCGAACAGAAUCUAGAAAACGAAGGUAUAACAUGUACAAAAGAACAAAUGCGACUUGCUGCAGAAGGUCAUCUGACAACAGAAGCCCUUAUGUGGAAUCAGAACAAUCAAACGACAAUUUCCGGAAUGACAGCCGAGGAAUUUCGACAACGACUGAAUACAGCCCUCACAGACGAAGGCUAUGAAAUAAGUAAUGCUCGCUACCCAGAGGGCUAUCAAGAGGCCCCAUUGGCCUAUGAUGCUGUAUGGAGUGUGGCCUUAGCAUUUAAUAAAACCAUGGAACGACUGAAAGAACGAAAAAAGUCCUUGCGUGAUUUUACAUACACAGAUAAGGACAUUGCUGAUGAAAUCUAUGCUGCAAUGAAUUCAACACAGUUCCUGGGAGUGUCGGGAGUUGUUGCAUUCAGUUCCCAAGGUGAUCGUAUUGCCUUAACACAAAUUGAACAAAUGAUCAAUGGAGAAUAUAAAAAGCUUGGCUACUAUGAUACACAACUUGAUAACCUCACAUGGCUUAAUAUGGAACAAUGGGCUGGUGGCAAGGUACCACAGGAUCGAACGAUAGUAAGAAGAGUCCUUCGAACGGUGUCAUUGCCAUUGUUUGUUUGUAUGUGUACGAUAUCCUGUUGUGGAAUAGUUGUAGCCCUGGGCCUUAUCGUAUUUAAUAUAUGGAAUAAGCACAGAAGAGUUAUACAAUCAUCACAUCCUGUAUGCAACACCAUCAUGCUAUUCGGCGUCAUAACAUGCCUUGCAUCCGUAAUCCUGUUGGGUAUUGAUGGACGUUUUGUUGACUCAGAAGAAUAUCCAAAGAUUUGCCAAGCGAGAGCAUGGCUUCUGUCAACAGGUUUUACCUUAGCGUAUGGAGCCAUGUUUAGUAAAGUGUGGCGUGUUCAUCGAUUCACAACAAAAGCGAAAACGGAUCCAAAGAAAAAAGUCGAACCAUGGAAACUGUACACAAUGGUUUCCGGCUUACUGUCAGUCGAUUUGGUUAUCCUCUUGGCAUGGCAAAUAUUCGAUCCACUGCAGCGUAUCCUGGAGACAUUCCCCCUCGAAGAUCCCAUCUCAACGACGGAUGAUAUUCAAAUUCGCCCCGAGCUGGAACAUUGUGAGAGUGAAAGGAAUUCCAUGUGGCUUGGACUCGUAUAUGGAUUUAAAGGAUUGAUCCUAGUUUUUGGACUGUUUCUUGCUUAUGAAACACGUUCGAUAAAAGUGAAGCAAAUCAACGAUUCCAGAUACGUUGGCAUGAGCAUAUACAACGUGGUUGUCCUUUGCCUGAUAACAGCACCCGUUGGCAUGGUUAUUGCCUCACAGCAGGACGCAUCGUUUGCAUUUGUGUCGUUGGCUGUGAUAUUUUGUUGUUUUCUCAGCAUGUUGCUGAUAUUUGUGCCAAAGGUAAUUGAAGUGAUUCGACAUCCAAAGGAUAAAGCGGAAUCAAAAUAUAAUCCAGACUCGGGGAUUUCAAAAGAAGACGAGGAAAGGUAUCAAAAGCUGGUUACAGAGAAUGAAGAACUGCAACGACUGAUAUCACAGAAAGAAGAAAAAAUCCGACUUCUUCGACAACGAUUAGUGGAUCGGGAUGCGAAUAAUAAACCACCAGGAGAAGGAGGUGGUGUUGGUGCUGGUGCUAUAGGAGCUGGAGUUGGAGCUGGAAGUGGAGGAACUAUUACGACGACAAAUGUAAUAGGUUCACAAGGAGGCACCGUCAUUACACCGACAACAUUAGCAAUUACACAAGAUACACAUGAUCAUCAUACAUGAAAAAUCGAGUCAAUUUCUUUCACGUGAUAGGUAAAUAAGAAAUAAAUUCAAUUUAUUACUAAAAAAUUUAAUAAAACAAAAAAAAUAUUAUGAGAAAAGAAAAAAACAAUUAUUGCAUAACAAUUCUGUGUAAAUAAAAUAAUAAUUUAAAUGUAAGCUAAAAAUUAGAUAAAAACCUGCAAAACAAACGAAAUUACAUUUAAGUUUAAAUACAUAUACAAUACAUACACAUUAUGUAUAAUUUUGAUUUUAAAAUUAAGGGUAUGUACUGUAGGUUAUUUAAGUAUAGGCUAAUUAUAUAUGUUGCUAAUAUUUGAAUAUGUUUUUUAUAGACAACAAUUAAUUGUUUUAAUUGCAUCUACAAAUGAUUGAUUUUUCUAAUUUAAAGGGUGGCAAAAAAUACUUUGUAAUGAUAAUAUUCCAGUCAAUAUAGACAAAAUAUAUCGAUAUCGAUUGGCACAGAAAAUGAGGACUUCGUUAAUACCAAGUGACAAGAAAUACCCAAAAAUUCAACAUGAACAUAGCAACUUAUUAAGGUUUUUAGUUAAAAAUAUCCGUUUCUAAGAUGAUCCUUUUGAACAUAAAAUGUUUUUUUUUUUUUUUUUGAGCAAGAGUUUAGAAGUAACAUUUUUUAAGGGAUCAGCUAAAGCUAUUAUUGAAAUCAAUACGGAAAUGUUUUUAAAUAUAUAUUUGACUAGGUUUCCCUUUGAUUAGAGAUACAAACUAUGCACUGAUUCAUCGGAAAUCAUACAAGGAAUGUUUUGAGAAAAAAAAGUAGAAGUGGAACUACGCAGAUACUUCUAUGUUCAAAAGUGAAACGAAUCCUUCCACUGAUUUCUUUUCCAAUUUCACACAAUUCCAAUGACCAAUUUCUGUUACUAAAAAAUUGUUGGAUUUCUAACAAGAAUUUUUUUUCAAUGACAGAUAUUUUUAUUGAUCUCUAUUACGACCUGCAAAAACAAAAUCCAAUGAUUGAUUCUAAUAAUAAAAACCAAUGACAGCUAUAAUUGAACUCUAAGGAUCUGACGAUUUAUCUUGCCUGCAAAUUUAACAAAAUAACAAUAUUUUGUGUGAGAUAAAUAAUUCAAAGUCAAUAUCUUUUUUUCUUCGCCAUUCUCCGAAAAAAUGUCUUAUCAGUCGUUUGUUGUUUUGGUAGA
Eupeodes corollae is the source of this 5514-nucleotide messenger RNA. RefSeq names its product gamma-aminobutyric acid type B receptor subunit 1 (gene GABA-B-R1). The coding region runs from base 1808 to 4357 and encodes 849 amino acids. Gene Ontology annotation, biological process: G protein-coupled receptor signaling pathway; gamma-aminobutyric acid signaling pathway. The record is from RefSeq and is a predicted model, not a curated record. NCBI's taxonomy places the organism in Eukaryota, Metazoa, Arthropoda, Insecta, Diptera, Syrphidae. Gene Ontology annotation, cellular component: G protein-coupled receptor heterodimeric complex; membrane. Gene Ontology annotation, molecular function: G protein-coupled GABA receptor activity. The transcript has 16 exons.